AUGACAUAUAGUAGCUACCGUAUUGGAAAUUGUACUGAAAGUGAAAUUGCAUGCAAUGAUGAUCGAUGUCUGGACUCAAAGUUAAAAUGCGAUGACAUUGAGCACUGUCCUGAUGGCAGCGAUGAAAAAUAUUGUGCAGAAUUCGACAAUAUUUGUCAAGUUAUUCUUAGAACUACUGCACAGGAAUUCACAUUUAAUAAAGUAGUCAGCGAACUUAUUGCCGAGGAAUCGCGAAUUCGACUAAAAGAUGAGGACGAUAAAAUUAUCGGCAGGGCUAACUUUGUAAAGAAACCGGAUGAUGAAAUUGUAAUUCCUAAGAAUUACAAACAGGUUCUUAAAUCUAAGCAAAAGGACCAGUGGUUAGAUUCAAUGAGGGAUGAAUUAGAGCUCAACCAGAAGUAUAAGUUCAACCUCUUGAGAUUUCCAACGGACGAACGUCGUCGGCGGGAUAUCGAACAUCACCUGAAUCAGCUGAAGAAGGACAUCAUCAAGGAAGUCGUCAACACUCGAACAGGAACGAGAGUUAAGAAACAGAAAAAGUCUCGCUGGACAGAAGAGAAAGAGGCUUUUCAAGCUGCAAAAGCCGAAAGAGAAGCACGAGAAGCAGCUGAAGCGGAAGAGCGCGAAAGAGCGGCAGAGGAAAAAAAGAGGGAUGCUGCACAGAAACGAGCGGAAGCUAGGGAGAAAUAUCUGAAGGCCAAUAAAGAAUGGAAGGAGGCAAGGCGAAAAAGACUGGAGAUGGUGGAGGAGCAGAAGAAAGCUGAGGAGAAAAGGCUAGCAAAAGAAAGGGAGCGUCAAGAGGAAAAGAAGCAAAAGGAGAGGCAGAAGGAGAAGGAAAAGUUGGAAACCUGGAGAAAGCAACAAGAAGAAGCCAAGGGACAAGAACUGGGAAAAAAGCAAGAAAACGAAAGUGCGAAAAAAGACGAAGAGAAAAGAAGAAUCCAACAGCAGAAGAAAAAGGGGGCAAUAGAAGCAUGGAAGCAAGAAAAGGCCGCUUUAAAGAAAAGAGAAGAGAAGAAACGUGAUGACGAAGAAGCACGGAAGAAACAGGAAAAAGAAAGGAGGGAAAGACAAAAGAAAAAGGAAGCAGUGGAGGCAUGGAAGCGGAAAAGAGCAGAGGAAAUGAAGAAAGAAAUGGAGAAUCGAGCGAGAAAGGAUAAGAAAUGGGGCGGAUCAAAAACAUCCCACCAACGUCAAAAGCCGAGCGAAAAAGGAAAGGAUGUUAAGGAGAAGAAAGUACGUGACGAUUCAUCUGUUUCAUCUUCGAAAGAAUCAGUGCCUGAAGUUUUGGAAGAGAGUUUAGACGAUGGAAAGUCCAAAAAGAGUCCUUCAACUUCAGAUAGCGCGGACCAGGGCGCAUUUGAAGAUGUUCUUCAGGAGUUUGAAGAAAGCAAUGAUGAACCUCUUGCUGGAUCAGAUGAUGACGAUAUUUCCUCUGACGAGAGUGAUCCUGGGGAGAAGGACGUUGAUGUACGUGGUGAAAAUUCCACACAAGAAGAAGAUUCUAAUGUAGAUGAUAUAGAUGAAAGCAUCCAGGAUUCUACAGACGAAGUUGAAGAGCUGAGCGACGAUUUUGAUGACGAAAACGAAGAUAGCCAAUCACAGAAGUCAACCAAUUAA
Molecule: messenger RNA, 1620 nt
Organism: Uloborus diversus
Lineage: Eukaryota; Metazoa; Arthropoda; Arachnida; Araneae; Uloboridae
Product: golgin subfamily A member 6-like protein 22
Exons: 6
Coding region: 1-1620 (539 amino acids)
Molecular function (GO): protein binding
Source: RefSeq, a predicted model, not a curated record